Messenger RNA from Syngnathus acus (greater pipefish), 4453 nucleotides. Its product is annotated as limbin-like. The record is from RefSeq and is a predicted model, not a curated record. The coding region runs from base 261 to 4271 and encodes 1336 amino acids. The transcript is spliced from 23 exons. Gene Ontology annotation, biological process: smoothened signaling pathway. NCBI's taxonomy places the organism in Eukaryota, Metazoa, Chordata, Actinopteri, Syngnathiformes, Syngnathidae. Gene Ontology annotation, cellular component: ciliary membrane; plasma membrane protein complex.
CUGUUUUUAAAAGCCUCUCCUUCACGUCUAAACGUUCGGAACUUUUUGGGUGAGGAGUGAUUUGGAAAACGGAGCAGAUGUGCACGGAAUCGCAGAAUAGUGGACGUUGACUGACCGUUUUAUUCUAUUCAUUAACUAUUUGUUUGACCCAUCUGCAAAAAUAUGGAGUUUUCCGAUUGCAUUUCAGCAGCAGAGCCGACGCGAUCAUUGGCGAGCGGCUUUCCCGAGUGACAGCCAAAAAAAUACUUGCGGUACAUUUGAUGGCGGAAAAUGUGACAAUAUGGUCUGUUUUAGUCAACCUCCAAGCGUCGUGUUUUUCUCCGACGAAUCCAUCGUCAAAUUGGUGUCCCAUCGCCAUCCAAAGUGAGACACCAGGCAAUGAACUUCCGUGCAACGGAUCAAGUCAUGAUACGUGCUGGUCCUGCGAACUGCCGACAAGAAGUUCGUGCAACAAGUAUGCAAGCAAUUCCAGCUACCUUGAAACCAAAGACUUUGGAGGGAACCCAAUAGGACUGCAGCUGCAUACACACAGUCAAAUGGAUUUCCAUCCUCCAUAUUCAGCUGUGAGAGCUGUUUCUUCAUCUGCUUCUCCUGAACCAUGGGCACAUUCCCUCUACAAACCCUUGAUUCACAUGAAAGCCAUUUUACAACCUCGAGAUCGCAGAAGCUCACUCACUAGAUACGAUCCUGGUCACACUCUUCCUCAGUUUCAGAGUUUGACGCCACCAGCAGCUUUUAAGGUCAAGUUUCACAAGUGUGCACAGGUGCUGGCUGAAGUGGACCCACCACAGUUGACAUUCUUCCUGCUGAUUCACAACCUAAGCCCAGUGGGUGGCACUAACCUCUCUCAGGUGGCCAUCCGGGACUCCAUAUUUGGGAUAGUACCCCUAAAAACUGAAGGCAGGGUUGUGGAGAGAGGAUACCAAGUGUUUACCAUUGAUGCUUUAUCUGCUGGAUCCCAAACGAUUCUCAAUUAUACUGCACAAAUAAGAAGUCAUAAGAGUGGAGUUCUGGACCUACCAGCUUUUCUCACGUUCUCUAACUUAUCACAGAACGAUGUCAGCAUGUUUGGUCCCUUGACGGCUAAUCUGUCACUGCGUGUUAAUUCCACAGACAGGAUUUAUCCAAACCAUGGUGUGCACUUUGCUGGAUUUGUUGCUGGGUUCUUCGUUGCGUUGGUGCUGCUGUUGCUGGGCUUUUUAGCCGUUCACAUGAUUGGUCCAAGAACCAGACUAAACAUUCUUCAGCAAAGGAAAAACAGAAGCGACCCAGACCCAGAGUAUGCAGACUGCAACAUAACAGAGACUGUUAAAGAUGAGGCAACCUUUGAAGAUAAGAUUGUUGACAUCAUGGUGCUAGAGGAACCGCAGAACAUGAAUCAGGCGCUGGAGAAUCUUGAAAUGUCCACACUGCUUCACGCCACCAACAACUUGGAGGCCACUCGGAUUCAGAUCUACAAGGAUGUUCUGUCUGUCCUCUUGGGAGGCCUGCGGCAUCGCGGCCAGAUCAGCCUCCAAGCUCAGCAGAGACUUCUCAGUGUGCUUCAUGGCCAGCUGCUGGGUAUGGAAGGUCGGCUGAAGGAGGAACGAGGCGCUCGUAUGGCUGCGCUUGCAGGCAAGUGCAACCUGGAGACCCGUGAGGAGAUGGAAGCAGAGCAUCGAAGGGAAGCUGCAGAGAAGGCCCAAGCUGAGCUGCUGUGUCAACAUGCCGAACAACAGGAGCUCCUCCAAUGUAGUGUCCUGCUAGAGAAGCUGCACAAACUGAGCCAGGCUCACCUGCAGCGCAUGUUGCUGGUCCGCCACGAAGAAGCCUCGGCAAAAGUCCAGAGGGAGAUCAUCGAAUGGCGUCGCGUGGAGCUUCAUAAGAUCUUCUCUGAGGAACUGGAUGAAGCCACAAAGAUGGGCGAGUUGGACAAGACCGCUGCCAGUAGUCUUCAUCACAGUUACUUUGAGUGUCAGGAUCUUCUGGAGGAAACUCUGGAUGUGAUCCUUGCCAACUGGCGUUAUGUGCUAGCUGAACGUCAUGCACAGAGGAAAUUCUUGCUACACAGCCUGCACAGCCUCAAUAGUCUCAUUUCAGACACCUUCGCCAGCACCUCCAGCAAUUUGGACAGCAUGUUCACACACAUCAGAAGAGGGAGCACGGCAUCUGCUGAAAAGCUGACUCAGCUGCAGGAGAAAGCCCAGAAGGAUCUUGUAAUGGUGAGGCAGAGACUAGAUGACGCUUUGAGCCAAGACAGGAGAGCCAUGCGCUGCGAUCUCAUCAAGAAGCGGAGGGAGCUCAUUUCUGACAUGCUCAGGGUCCACAUGCAGAGACAGAAGGACUUGUCUGGCCUGUCUAAGAAUCAAGAUGGAAGCAUCAAAGUAGCCCAUCAUCUGCAGUGUUGGCAGGAGCUACUGACAACUUGGAGCUUGGAGCUUGCUGAGCUCAUCAAUAAUUUGGACGAGGAGGCGGCAGCUGAUAUUCGGAAGGUGACCAUGCGUGUAAUCCAGAGUUCCAUGGCAGAAGUCAAAGCCAUUCAGCCUUCCACAAUGCAGGCCCUGCUCACAAUCCUGCCGCCAAGCGUGCAGAGCUCACUGCUGCAAGUCGACCCAGAAUCCGGCCAAGGAGGGAGCGCGCUCCUGCAGGGCCAAGAGAUGCUGCACCAGGAAGGCAAAGCAGCCUUACACACGCUUAGCACGACCAGGGAGAGCCUGAACAGAGCCAUGGAGAGGGAGCUGCAAGAGCAGAAGGAGCUCAGGGCUCAUUGCAGAGAUUUCUUCAGAUGUUUGUGCUCGUCCCAAUUGACUCUCUCUGGCGAUGAGCGCCUGGCAAUGAAACUUGAAUUCCAGAAAUGUCUCUCUGUGAUGGACCGAUGCCUCAUGCUGCCCCACGCCGUGUCCAGAACAAAAGUCCACAACUGCCUGGCAACUUGGAGGGAGGACAGUGGGCAACAAAUGAUAAAGCCACAUUUCAGCGGGAAAGCGCAAGCUACAUCCGAUCUGGUUCACUUCCAGAAAAAACUUCAAGACCAGAUCCAACUGUUAGAGGAGACGGCUAGGGAGAUGGAUCACGGUGUUAUAAGUAAGGUAGAAGGGGAGAUGAGGAAGGAGAGAGAAGACUACUUGCGUUCUCAGGCCGACAGUCUGGCAAUGCAAAUGGCCGCCGUGCACUACCAAAAGGCUGACAGGAGGGCCAAAGUCUUGGAGACGUCCCGAGCACUGUACAGCCUUCACGGCCUGCUAAGUCAUCACCUUCGAGAGACCAAGAAGAAUCUGGCGAGACAAGAAAUGUCCCAAAGUAUAAAGAGGCACUGCCUGGGCCUUGAGGAAGCAGAACGUCAGCUCCAGGAAGAAAAUGGGGAGCUGGACCAGCUGGAAACAGUUCAUUGGUCAACCCAAACGCACAUAGAGGACACUGAUGCGAAAGAGCAAGCCCGUAGGCAGGAGGAGCUGUUUGGCCUGGAACUGGAGAGCCGAAUGUCAUCCAUCCUCCAGGGGGCGCUCAAUAAGUGUCAUCAAGUCAGCACAGCGUUGACGGCUAGGUUGGACAAGAUGACUGCUGGCAAUCAGACGAUGGAAGAUCUCAGAGAAAAAAUGGCGCUCAAGAGACUUUAUUCAAACUGUGACCAGGAGCUGCUUUUCGCAUCAGAACUGGUAAAACAAUGUCGGAUGCCGGUUGAGGUUCUCCUUGAGCUUCUGCGUCUCCUGGUCCCCACGAUGCCUGAGAGUGAACUUCUUUCCAUCACUGAUGCCCUCUGUCCUAAGCAGCAUCUUGGUUCCUCGUCUACGGAGCAGGAGCAUUCUGGGCCUAAUCUGCGUCUUCCUGUCAAACUGAAGGACGACCUUGUGCACAGAAGUAUGCUGAACAUGCCGCGUGUGGAAAAGGAAAGAUCUCACGGACUCCAGGAAAAGAGGCCACAUUUGAUGGAAAGACUUCUUCCCAGCUCUCGUUUGCCGCUUGCGGAAAAAGGGAAGGAGAGCUUUGCGGAGGAAAAGUUACCCGAGUAUAAAUCAGCCGUCAAUGAAAACACACUGCAGCAACACGAGGCUCCCAACCAAAGCAACAUGGAGAAAGGGAGUGAAACGCUGCACAACUCAGUAGAAGAAGAAGAAGACAUGAUUCCAACCUCUGCCAAUGUGGAAGUGAUCUGCCAGGCCAACGGGGAAAGGCUGUUUGUCUUUCGGGAGCCACCUCAAUCCCACAUUAGUAGCAACUCUACCAAGAGAAAGAGAAAAAGGAACUUCCUCAAUUUGAAGAAAGGCUGUGUGGCUCCAUCACCACAAACUUGACAUUCACAGAAUAAAUAUUAUAAUAAGCAGUCUUGGCCAAAGAUUUUGGCACUGAAUUAAAUUUGUUUCACUAACUUCGCUGCUUUAAAGGAUACGUUUAGAAUGUUUCUUAAAACAAUUUCAUAAACAGUGUAAAUAAAUAUGACAUUGGCAAUUUUAUAAAAUAAUUUUGUAUUGAAAAU